This is a messenger RNA of Fusarium redolens, 390 nucleotides long. RefSeq lists its product as uncharacterized. The record is from RefSeq and is a predicted model, not a curated record. NCBI's taxonomy places the organism in Eukaryota, Fungi, Ascomycota, Sordariomycetes, Hypocreales, Nectriaceae. The transcript has a single exon. The annotation marks the transcript as partial.
UCCGACUGCUCCACCGGUACAUUCGUCGUCAACGGCCGCAGCAAGCUCGUAAACGGAAACCAACUCCUGUGCGCUUUCUUCCAAUCGGGCCAACAGUACGGCGAUAUUGUUGGCUGCUCACCUGACAAUACCGAUCCUCAAUUUUCGCCUAUUGUUUGUGAACUUGGCACUUCUGGACAGCUUGAUUGUCAGGCCCAGGGCAAGUUCUGUUAUUAUUCUGGGGAAACACUUACCUGUGAUGCGAGAGGUUUGUAUCCUUACUUCUAUCCCGAGAAUGCUAGUUUGUAUGGGUAUGGGCUUAUUCUUGGAUCGAAUGGGCUUAAUCGGACGCCGGUUCAGCUUGCGGAUCAUCCUCAGCCAUCUGAACCUUGGGGCGGAGCAUGCCAUUAG